AUGACCUUCCUGUAUAAGAACGUCCUCUUAGUCGGCGCUACAGCCGGAAUCGGGCUGGCGCUGGCGGAGCGCAUGAUUGACAACGGCAUCUUCGUCAUCGGCGUCGGUCGCCGGAAGGAAAGGCUCGACGCAUUCGUAGCUAAGCACGGGUCUAACAAGGCCGCGGGAUCGCAAUUCGACAUCACCGAGUUCGACAAGAUCGAGGCGUGGGCCAAAGACAUCACCGAGAAGUACCCCGACAUCGACGCCGUGAUCCUCAACUCGGGCAUCCAGCGCACGCUGGACUUCUCCAAGCCCAAGGAGAUCGACCUGCCCCGCACGAUACAGGAGCUAGGCACAAACUACACUUCGUAUCUGUAUUUAAUCACGCACCUGCUACCGCACCUGCAAGCGCGCGCGCCGAAACCCGCGGCUCUAGUCGCCGUCACCUCCGGGCUAGCCCUAGUCCCGCUACCGCGGUGCGGCAACUACUGCGCGACCAAAGCGGCGCUGCACUCGCUGCUGUGGUCUAUUCGCGCGCAGCUCUCCCACGACGAGGGCAGCCAGCAUAUCCGGGUCAUCGAGAUUUUACCGCCGGCCGUGAAGACCGAGUUGCAUUCGCAGCAGGCGGAGCUUGUUAAGAUCGGACAGGGCGAUAUUGGUAUUCCCGUUGAGCAGUUCACGGACGAGGCGUGGGCGGGCUUGGUUAGGGGCGAUGAGGAGAUUCCCGUGGGCCAUGUUAAGGAGAGCUUUGAGAUUCUCGAGGGCCCGAAGAGAGUCCCGUUCCAGAGGAUUGUGGAGACGUUUAUGGGGAAGAAGUGA
Molecule: messenger RNA, 801 nt
Organism: Daldinia childiae
Lineage: Eukaryota; Fungi; Ascomycota; Sordariomycetes; Xylariales; Hypoxylaceae
Product: putative oxidoreductase DltE
Exons: 2
Coding region: 1-801 (266 amino acids)
Molecular function (GO): oxidoreductase activity
Source: RefSeq, a predicted model, not a curated record